CUUGAACCAAAAAUAUCUCAAUUCACAUUCACAUAGUGAUUAAGAAGAGGAAGAGAGGAAAAUGCUGAGGUCAUUCACAAGAAACUUCAAACUCAUUGCUUCAAAUGGUUCGAUCCCUAAGCCAAUAACCUCUUUUCUCCACUAUUCGACUAGAAAGUUAGAAGGCAAAGUCGCGGUCAUAACAGGCGGUGCAAGCGGCCUAGGGAAGGCCACGGCGGAGGAAUUUGUAAGCCAGGGUGCUCAAGUCAUUAUUGUAGAUAUAGACGAGGAGGCUGGUCGUAUGGUCGCGACCGAACUUGGCUCAGCCGCAAAUUUCUUAAGAUGUGAUGUCACUGUGGAGGAACAAGUCGCUAAGGCCGUGAAAACCGUCGUGGCUCGCCAUGGGAAGCUCGACGUACUACUCAAUAGCGCCGGAAUAUCAUGCUCCAUAUCACCACCAAGCAUAGCGGACCUAGACAUGGACAUAUACGACAAAGUGAUGUGUCUCAACGUGCGAGGCACCGUCUUAGGGAUAAAGCACGCGACUCGAGCCAUGAUCCCCGCUGGCUCAGGCUCCAUCCUUUGUCUCUCUAGCAUCAGCGGGUUAAUGGGCGGGUUAGGCCCACAUGCAUACUCAAUAUCUAAAUUCACAAUACCGGGUGUGGUCAAGACGGUAGCUGGUGAGCUGUGCAAGCACGGCAUAAGGAUCAACUGUAUAUCACCUGCGGGCAUUCCUACGCCUCUAACGCUGAGAAUGUUUCGAGAAGUGUUUAUGGGUCACAACAUUCCGGAGGAACAGCUUGUGGCCAUUGUGAACGCAGGAGGAGAUUUGAAGGGAGAGAAGUGUGAAGAGAGAGAUGUGGCUAAAGCGGCUUUGUAUUUGGCAUCAGAUGAUGCUAAGUUUGUGACGGGGCAUAACCUUGUUGUUGAUGGUGGAUUUACUUGUUUCAAGUCUCCUAAUCUCCUUUUUCCUUAAUA
Molecule: messenger RNA, 957 nt
Organism: Brassica oleracea var. oleracea
Lineage: Eukaryota; Viridiplantae; Streptophyta; Magnoliopsida; Brassicales; Brassicaceae
Product: short-chain dehydrogenase reductase 3a-like
Exons: 4
Coding region: 62-955 (297 amino acids)
Source: RefSeq, a predicted model, not a curated record